Molecule: messenger RNA, 1857 nt
Organism: Equus quagga
Lineage: Eukaryota; Metazoa; Chordata; Mammalia; Perissodactyla; Equidae
Gene: AHCYL1
Product: adenosylhomocysteinase like 1
Exons: 16
Coding region: 268-1857 (529 amino acids)
Biological process (GO): L-methionine cycle
Cellular component (GO): cytosol
Source: RefSeq, a predicted model, not a curated record
GCGGCGGAGGAGGUGGCGCGGGCCGGUCGGAGCUCGGCGCUGCUGCUUCUGGUACUCUUGUGGCCGCCGUCGCUGUCUGGCUGUCUUGCACCGCCUGCGGACGAGACGCCGGCCACAGCACCGCAGCCCCGGACGCAGCUCGGCGCGGGGCGCAGCGGGAGGGUGGGCGAGCGCGGGUCGGAGGGCGCCGCGCGGGCGGGCGGGCGGGCGCCCGUGAGUGAAAGAGGCGGGGGCGGCGGGGCUGCCGCGGGCCCGGCCGGCCGGGGGAUGUCGAUGCCUGACGCGAUGCCGCUGCCCGGGGUCGGGGAGGAGCUGAAGCAGGCCAAGGAGAUCGAGGACGCCGAGAAAUACUCCUUCAUGGCCACCGUCACCAAGGCGCCCAAGAAGCAGAUCCAGUUUGCUGAUGACAUGCAGGAGUUCACCAAAUUCCCCACCAAGACUGGCCGAAGAUCUUUGUCUCGCUCCAUCUCUCAGUCCUCCACUGACAGCUACAGUUCAGCUGCAUCCUACACAGAUAGCUCUGAUGAUGAGGUUUCCCCCCGAGAGAAGCAGCAAACCAACUCCAAGGGCAGCAGCAAUUUCUGUGUGAAGAACAUCAAGCAGGCAGAAUUUGGUCGCCGGGAGAUUGAGAUUGCAGAGCAAGACAUGUCUGCUCUGAUUUCACUCAGGAAACGUGCUCAGGGGGAGAAGCCCUUGGCUGGUGCUAAAAUAGUGGGCUGUACACACAUCACAGCCCAGACAGCGGUGUUGAUUGAGACACUCUGUGCCCUGGGGGCUCAGUGCCGCUGGUCUGCUUGCAACAUCUACUCCACUCAGAAUGAAGUGGCUGCAGCACUGGCUGAGGCUGGAGUUGCAGUGUUCGCUUGGAAGGGCGAGUCGGAAGAUGACUUCUGGUGGUGUAUUGACCGAUGUGUGAACAUGGAUGGGUGGCAGGCUAACAUGAUCCUGGAUGAUGGGGGAGACUUAACCCACUGGGUUUAUAAGAAGUAUCCAAACGUGUUUAAGAAGAUCCGAGGCAUUGUGGAAGAGAGCGUGACUGGUGUUCACAGGCUGUAUCAGCUCUCCAAAGCUGGGAAGCUCUGUGUUCCAGCCAUGAACGUCAAUGAUUCUGUUACCAAACAGAAGUUUGAUAACUUGUACUGCUGCCGAGAAUCCAUUUUGGAUGGCCUGAAGAGGACCACAGAUGUGAUGUUUGGUGGGAAACAAGUGGUGGUGUGUGGCUAUGGUGAGGUGGGAAAGGGUUGCUGUGCUGCUCUCAAGGCCCUCGGAGCAAUUGUCUACAUCACAGAAAUUGACCCCAUCUGUGCUCUGCAAGCCUGCAUGGAUGGGUUCAGGGUGGUAAAGCUAAAUGAAGUCAUCCGGCAAGUUGAUGUCGUAAUAACUUGCACAGGAAAUAAGAAUGUAGUGACACGGGAACAUUUGGACCGUAUGAAAAACAGUUGUAUUGUAUGUAAUAUGGGCCACUCCAACACGGAAAUUGAUGUGACCAGUCUCCGCACUCCGGAGCUGACUUGGGAGCGAGUACGUUCUCAGGUGGACCAUGUCAUCUGGCCGGAUGGCAAACGCGUCGUCCUCCUGGCAGAGGGUCGUCUGCUUAAUCUGAGCUGCUCCACAGUUCCCACCUUUGUUCUGUCCAUCACAGCUACCACACAGGCUUUGGCACUGAUAGAACUCUAUAAUGCACCUGAGGGACGCUACAAACAAGACGUGUACUUGCUUCCUAAGAAAAUGGAUGAGUACGUUGCCAGCCUGCACCUGCCAUCAUUUGAUGCCCACCUGACAGAGCUGACAGAUGACCAAGCAAAAUAUCUGGGACUCAACAAAAAUGGGCCAUUCAAACCCAAUUAUUACAGGUAA